This is a messenger RNA of Dovyalis caffra, 402 nucleotides long. The record is from the annotation of a GenBank genome assembly. Lineage: Eukaryota; Viridiplantae; Streptophyta; Magnoliopsida; Malpighiales; Salicaceae.
AUGGGCAGUUCUAAAAUUGGCUUCUGUUGUCACAGAAACAGACAACUAAUCAUUUCAUUGCUAUUUAUCUUGGUUUCAAGCUUGACCCUUGUGAAAUUCGUGGCUGAAGGUAGGGCAAUUACCAAGCUGCUGGAGGCUGCACAUAAGGGAGUUGGAGAGGAGAAAAUAGCGGUGAGAGCUCAGGCAAUAGGGUCAAGGCCACCAAGAUGUGACAGAAAGUGCAGCUCUUGUGAGCAUUGUGAGGCAGUUCAAGUACCAGUAACAACACAAGCCCACAACCACAAGAGAAGUCAAUUCUCUACUGCAAUUUCCAAUAUUGCAUACUCCAGAGGUGGUGAUGUCUCCAAUUACAAGCCAAUGAGUUGGAAAUGCAAGUGCGGCAACUUAAUUUUCAAUCCAUGA